Callorhinchus milii (elephant shark) is the source of this 3757-nucleotide messenger RNA. RefSeq names its product centrosomal protein of 120 kDa. Gene Ontology annotation, biological process: positive regulation of centriole elongation; interkinetic nuclear migration; centrosome cycle. Bases 36 to 3080 code for a protein of 1014 amino acids. Gene Ontology annotation, cellular component: centriole; centrosome. The transcript has 21 exons. The record is from RefSeq and is a predicted model, not a curated record. Lineage: Eukaryota; Metazoa; Chordata; Chondrichthyes; Chimaeriformes; Callorhinchidae.
AGUGUCGGGGUGGAGGAGGGGCUCCGCUCCCGGGGAUGGGCUGGAAAUCGGAGCAUCUCCUGAUUGUGGUGUCGGUUCUUGGAGGUCGACAUUUUCCAAAACGCCCGCGCCACAAAAUUGUGGUGGAAGCUCGAUUCGAUGGAGAAUUGUUGGCCACAGAUCCAGUGGACCACAAGGACCAGCCUGAGUUUGUUACUGAACUGGGCUGGGAGAUUGACAGAAAAUCACUCUAUCAGCACAGGUUACAACGUACUCCUAUCAAACUCCAUUGUUAUGCAAUAGAUUCUUUGUCCUCAGCAAAGGAGUCUGUGGGCUACAUCAUUUUGGAUUUGAGAUCUGUUCAGGAGACAAAGCAGACUCCCAAGUGGUAUCCUUUGCUGAGCAGCAAGUACACAAAAUGUAAACCCGAGGUCCAGAUUGCUAUUGUUUUAGAGACUGAUGCUAAGCCACAGCCAGAAGUUUUCAAAGCUAGAAAAGCACCACCCAGAGAUGAUAAGAAAACUCCACCCUUUCCUGAUCUGAGCCACAAGAACCUCACACCAGUUCUGAACGAGGAAGAAAGCUAUUAUCAGAUUGGACCUGUAGAACACUGCAGUGACUUCUUUGUGCUUUCUGUAACUAUUGCAUUUGCAACACAGUUAGAACAAUUAAUUUCUAGUACAAUUAAACUUCCAGAAGAGAGGCCUGAGUUUUUCUUCUACUACACAUUGCUGGGAAAUGAUGUCACCAAUGAUCCUUUCACUGACUUGAUCAACCCAAACUUUGCACCUGAACGUGCUUCUGUGAGGAUUCGCAGCAGUUGGCAAAUUCUCCAGCUAUUCCUGGCUUCACAACCAAGCUUUCAGAUUCAUUUAUGCUGCGGAGACCGGUCACUGGGCAGCACAGAGAUUUCUUUUGCAGGAUUAUUUAAAGGAGGUCAAGGAAUCGAUCAGCGCCCAGCAGCAAUUGAAGGAGCAUUUACUUUGGUGCCAACCAACAAAGUAAAACAAAAGCUGCCACCAGUGCUUCCAGUGCCGCUUGAAUUGUCACCCACUGUGGGAGUAUCUGUGACUUGUAGAAAAGAAGGAAUGAAUUCUCAGCUGGCUAGUCCAGUUAAACCUCAACCAGAGCAAAAGUCUCCAGUGAAGCAGAGAAUUGUUUCUCCUCAAACUGGUAAGCCCUCGCUUCCUGAACAAAGGCCCAGGAGUGCAACUUCUCAACGUAGUGAUUCUCCUCCCAGUAAAGAUCAGGGAACCGAAAAUGAAGCAGAUAGUUUGCAAGAUGACGUGGACAAAAAUGGGGCAAAGAUUGCUAUGAUGGCAGGUUCUGGCGACAAUGUUUACAAGCGACUGCUUGAAAACCAAGCUAGAUCAAAGUCUCAAACCAAAACACAUGUUAAACCACCCCAAGCUACUGCAACAACAUCACAGUUAGCCUCUGAUUCUUCUUCCGCACCAAAGAUCUCCAUUCCAGCUUCUGCCCACCAUUACUGUUUUGCCCUUGAUCUGAGGAGCAUUGGACAGCUGGAUGUAGGUUUUCCUGUCAACUGUAUAGUAAGGUAUUCCUAUCCAUUCUUUGGUACUGCAGCACCAAUAAUGACGAAUCCUCCAAUGGAAGUGAGAAAAAACAUGGAAGUUGUCUUUCCCCAAUCGUAUUGUGCAUUUGAUUUUGCAACUUUACCUCAUCAAUUACAGGAUACUUUUUUAAGGUUACCUUUGUUGGUUGAGGUGUGGCACAAAGACAAAAUGACAAAAGAUAUGCUGUUAGGAGUGGCAAGGUUGCAGCUGUCAAAUGUUCUGACCUCCGAUAAAUCUCGGUUUUUGGGCUCUUCAGAUGAACAGUGUUGGCGGCAAACCUUUAGUGACAGGAUUCCAGUUGUAGGAGCUCAAGGGUCGAAUAAUAAAAUUGCUGAACUCUAUUACUUGAUGACCUUGGAAGAUUAUGGCCUUGUGAAAACUCAACAGGUCAUUGUGUCUGACUCUUCUCAGAGUUUAGAUGUGGGACACCAACAGCAGCCGAAUUUGUCAAACAAAUGUGCUCGGUCUUCAGAACCAGCUCCUGUGACCACACCACGUGAAACAAUAGAAUAUAAAGCUGCACUAGAGCUGGAAAAGUGGAAGGAAUUACAAGAGGAUUUGUUUGAGAACCAGUUGAAGCAAAAAGAGCUGGCCCACAUGCAGGCUCUUGCUGAGGAAUGGAAGAGAAGAGAUCGGGAGAGGGAAGUACUGGUGAAGAAAAAGGUGGCUGAAUAUGCUGUGUUAGAAGAGCAGCUGCAAAAAACCUUAGCAGAUCUGGAAAAAAGGGAACGGCAACUUGCUAACGGUGAAUUGGAGCUUCAUAGACUGAAGAAAGAGUUACAAGAUGACCACGAUCGGACCUUACGGGAAAUGCACGACACCAUUAGACGCGUCAAUGAAGACUCUGUCCAUCAGGUGGAACUGGAAAGGUCAAAGUUCAAGGUUCUGGAAGAGGAUAAGCUACGACUACAACAGCAGCUCCAUGAAGCAGAACAGAAGUACAAACUGCUUGAAAAAGAGUUCCAUCAGUACAAGGAGCAGCAGAGCAGCAAACCUGAAAUUCGACUGCAGUCAGAAAUCAAUCUUUUAACUCUUGAAAAGGUAGAAUUUGAGAGGAAACUGGAGUCGGCCACCAAAUCCAAAUUACAUUAUAAGCAACAAUGGGGACGAGCUCUGAAAGAGCUGGCAAGGCUGAAACAGCGUGAGCAAGAAAAUGCUAUGGCCCGUCUUAAGAGACAGCAACAGGAGCUAGAACACAUGAGACUGCGGUAUCUGGCAGCUGAGGAGAAAGAAGUGGUUAAAACCGAGAGACACGAACUGGAGGAGAUUAAAAAUGAACUUAACAGAUUAAAGCAUCAAGAAGAGAAAAAAGAAGCUAUGGAGUUGCAAGAUCCUGCCAGUGGGAGGGGAAACAGCCAUCGUCAUGACCACCCAGAUGAGGCCUUGGAUGAGUAUCUCACUCGGCUCAUAGAGGAGAGGGACACCUUGCUAAGGACUGGGGUUUACACCCAUGAAGAUCGGAUCAUCAGUGAACUGGACAGACAAAUACGAGAAGCUAUGGAAAAGAGGGAGCGGCAUAGAUAAAAUAAUGCACCCAGUGAAAUCUUUGCACAGACUACAAACACACAAAGACAAUUCUUAACCACAGUGCUUAACCAUACUGGAUUACAACUGCUGGAGUUUUAUUAAUCAUUACCACUCUGAGGUUUAAUUUAGAAUGGAUUUUGGAAUUGAUACUAAACUGUUUAUUUGAGAUUCCUAUGAAUAGUAAAAUUGUAUAAUUUUUAUAGUAGCACAUGACAAUUGUUCAAAGUGUGUGAAUCUGAUUUCGUUUUAUAUGUACAGUCUCUUUUCCAUAAAUGUGUGCAUUUUAAAACAUGUAAAUAGCUAUUAAACUAUUUUUCGAGAGUAAAUGUAUUCAAAUUAAAAUAAUUGUUAAUUUAUGAAAAAAGGAAAAAUCAGCCCCUGGCUGAUAGAAAAAUUACACUCUGGGGUGAAAUUUGCAGCAUUUCAUAACUCAAAAAGUAUGUUUUUUUAAAUAGAAUACAUUUUGAAAAGCAAUAUAACUGAGGAUAGGCAAAGUAUACUGCAUUAAGUUCACAACCAGCAGCUCUGGUAAACUUUUGAAGCCCUGCAAAAGUGAGGACCAGACAAUUUGACUUUAUUCGACUGCAAUGUGUACACUGAUGCUGAAACGUGCAUUGCAACCUCAGGAGCUGGAGGUCAAAAAUAAAUAAAUCACUGAAGAAUAUCCUAACAUA